Molecule: messenger RNA, 6372 nt
Organism: Dendronephthya gigantea
Lineage: Eukaryota; Metazoa; Cnidaria; Anthozoa; Malacalcyonacea; Nephtheidae
Exons: 23
Coding region: 1601-5755 (1384 amino acids)
Biological process (GO): proteolysis
Cellular component (GO): nucleolus
Molecular function (GO): metalloaminopeptidase activity; zinc ion binding
Source: RefSeq, a predicted model, not a curated record
UAUACGAUUGCUUUAUAUAUUAAAUUAUUUAAAUCGCUGAAUCACACUUUUUACAUUUUGCUGGAAGGUAAGAUACCCAGCAAAGUGCUUUAUUGCUGUAUACCUCACAACAAUGAUUAAUGAAAUAUUAUAACUGCUCAAAUACCAAUACAUGACAACAGUAUUGUGUAGUUAAGUGUGUGAGGUGUGAUAAAUAUACCAGGCCAGGAUGCAUACUAAUACAGAUGUUGGUCUACCAUAGUAGAUAUUUUAUCUGUUUAGCAGUGAGGAGGCAAUAUCACACUAGUUGAGAGAGAGGGUCAGCUGAAGUUUGCCUAUUUUCCAUUCACCAGAAUUUCACACUUUUAUUAAUGACAAAUACUUUAUUAAUGAGAAAAUAAACCAUACCCUCAAAUAACUUGAAGACAUAACCGAAAGGUAUUGUCUCUGGUUAUUUUGGAGUUUGCAAAUAUUGAAAAAACAGGGGAAAAAUUUUGAAACAAAAUGGUACCUGCCAGUACUUGAACUUAGACAUUCCACAUGAGGGACAAACUGCUUGACCACUUGACUUGAUGCUUGACUCACAUCUGCAUCACUGAAAAACCCACUAUUUUAACAUUGUAUAUGUAUGGAGAUUUGCAAAAAGAUAGGUUACCAUGGGAGCAUCCUCCUCUCUUACAGCAUGGUUUCUUAGUGCAUCUCUAAUUUCCAUUAGCAGAACUUCAGGCUGAUGUAUAUAGAUUAUUUCAAGCCUUUGCUAUCCCCUGCAAAGAAUGCUGAUGUUCAUUUUGGUGGUUUUAGCCAUACUACCUCAAAGAUUUAGAGAGAACAUCACAUUUUGAGCAGUUGAAACAAAGCUGUGACUAAAUCACAUGGAGUAAAGUCGCAUAAAGUAGUAGCAUAGCCUCAAUGCCCCCAUUUUUUCUACACCGCUUUUUAUUUUUCCUACAAUACUGUUUACACACUCAUGUUUUAGGUUUUAUCAUAUUUGACAAAAUAUUCAAGCACUGUUUUUGCUUGUGAUACAUCACCUGACACACGAUACAUCAAAUGUGAUUUUCCUUGUUGUUCUGAACAUUCAGGAAAUCAGGAAGGUAACUCAAUACAAGGUGUUUUGUUUUACAAAGGAAUUCAUCUCGCAAUAAAGAUGUUUAUUGCGAGAUGUCGCGUCAAAGUUUGUCUUAUAUAAGUUCGCAAAGCAUAGAAUAUAGGACGUUGGAUCCAGACCAUGCAUUCAUUGGCAUACUAUGUUUAUUUUCUUAUACGGUUGCAAACUCUUGGUUGUUUCCAAAGAAAAGAGUCUCCCUUACGUUAAUCUGUUCUGAUCAACACGGAUGAUACGUACUUAUGAUGACCAGAAUUUUACUACAAAAUACCGCAAUAUAACACUUUUAAUUUUCAUAAUCGUCUUUUUUUAACAUGCACACAACCCUUGUCUUCUACGAUAGUCUCCAAUAGACUCCGAUAUAUUAAAUGAUUUGAAUUAUUUAUUUUAUUUAUUGAAUUAUUCUGAAUUUAUUCAUUUUGCUUAACCGCUAAAGGUAAACCAGCGUGGACAUUGAACACGUUAAGAAACGUAAAGACACUGGAAAAACAUGUUGCUAUAGAGGUUGCUAAAUUUAUGAAAGAAAAUCAUAUUCAUUCCUUCGAUCAAAAUAUUCACAUGGAAAACAGUCGUGAAACUAUAACAUCUCGCUCUCUUCGUCCACAAACGAAAAAGGUCCUUGCCGUCUUUAAUCUUGCAGAUUCUCAAUCGCUAUUUGGUGAAUGGAUUGCAUUAUACUUAAAGGCUGCUGAGCUGUCACUUGAUCGUGAAUGUUGUGAUUUCGAGAUUAUAACUCAGUCUUUCACAAGUCGCUACGAGCUCAUGUCUUGUAUUACCAAACUGGAGUUCAUUAAAAAUUAUCCCUGUGUUGACGUUUUUGCUGUUUUGAGUUGCCAUUCAAGCUCACAAGGGCAGGUGUUUUCAUGUACGCCAUCUGUCAUGUCAAGAUGUUUUAAGUAUGAAGAGUUUUGUUCUCUUCAUGAUUUUAUUCAAGUCCUUCAAGACGUUUUAGGCCAGUCAUUGUCUGCUGUUCACAUUUCGUCGUGUUUCACCCUUAAACUGGAUUGUUCACAUCAGGACUGGCCAGUUGAUGUUGAAUGGUUAAAGGAAAAGCUUCAUUGUACGUUAUCUGGUAGUAGUAAAGAAGUGUAUGAAACUGGUUCUCAAGUAGCAGAUCUUUAUAUAUCAUUGUCAACAUUGAUUAAUCCACUCAAGUUUAAUGAAUCUUUGGGUGUUAUGCUAAGUAAUGUCAUUCAUGUCGCAAAAAUUGAAGAAUUUCCUGACUUAGCCCAGGAAAUGGGUUUAGAAAUCCUAUCUCCUGAAGAUGUUGGAAGAAAGGCUUUGACCCCAAGCACGGAUGAGGAGGUGUCUGCCCCUAGUCAAGUAAACUCGUCAGUACAUGUGGUUAUUUUAGUUGGGAAUGACUCGAAUGAUGAACAGUCAAAAGAAACGCAUCAUGCUCUGGCUAAUGCUCUAAUUGCAAAUCUUACAAUGAGACAAAUGUCUGAUAUCAAGUGUAAAUACAGUUUGCUACCUUUACAUCCUACUUGGAAAGAAAAUCUUCACUCAUUUAUUCACUCGGUCUUGGAAUUGGAACAGAAGAUACUUUUUGUCGCGUUGGGUUCUUGCUGGGUUCAUCUUAAUUUGUUGCAUUUGAUACGAAAGGAAAUAUGUUCACUGAAUGGACCUAAUUGUUGUUACGGGAUUCAUUUUCAGAAAAUAACAUCUAUGCAAGCGUAUUUUCUAAAAACUCAACUAAAUGAUAUAAACUCGUGUUCCAGAGAGGCUAUUUCCCCUUCAAAUGAGAAACGUCACAUUGUCGCAACUGCUUUAGUUAAAGAUGAAAAAUCGAAUCCAGUCGAAGCAUUCCCGGUUUUACUGUAUAUAAUUCAUCUUGCUAUUGGAGAGAACGGAGAACGAAUAUCAGGCAAAGGUCUUGUGCCAGCUCAUCUGAAAUACAGACAAUAUAAAGGCCCUGGAAUUUCAGAAUGGACACUAGAAGAUGUUUAUAUGGAGACGUGCUAUGUCUUGUCGGGUUUAUCUCGUAAAGCAGGUUUGUGCUUGCUGUCGAUACCGAAGUUAACUGUGUCACAUAUUAAGGAAAUAUGUAAUGACAAAACAGCCUCAUUUAAAAACGAUGAGAAACAACAGGUGAUACCGGCAAAAGAGGACGGUGUUAGUGAUCUCUUACCAAAUUCCCAGGAGAAUCUCGAUAUGGUUUCCGACUUUAAAACCUCCUUUUCAAAACCGACAAAUUUUGAACAAGAAAAACACGACAUUCAUACCUUUUUGUCAAAAUUCGGAUCAGGCAAUGAUAUGGCGGCAAACAUUAGCAACGUUGAAACAUAUAAAAGUGACGCACACGUUGCCACGACUUCGUGUGAAGCAUUGUCUGGACAUAAAAGUCCUUCACCUAAGAAUGUUGAAAAUCCCAGUGAAGAUAAUUGUACGGAUCCUUGUUCACCUUCUUCAAUAAAUGAUUGUGAAAGUUCAACGUUUAAUCAUUGUGAUGGUGAAGCACUUCCUGGUACAUUACAGAAUAAAGUAGAUUCAGAUGAAGACGAGUAUAUAUGUGUGACAGACGAUGAACCGGAUGGAGCCUUUUCUGACAGUAAGUGGGACACAAGUAAUGAUUUACCUUUGAUGGCAAAUGUUGAUGAAGUAUUGGUCACGCAUUAUGUGUUAAAUCUGAGUGUCAAUUUUAACGCCAAAGUUAUGACUGGGGACAUCACGUUAUUUCUGAAGCCUGCUGCUGAGGUAGUUUUGGAAAGACAAUUUCAGUUAUGUUUGGAUUGUUCAUUGGUUGAUAUUGAAUCAGUGGAGGAAAUUGAUUUGAAGGAUGACUUUAGUGUCCGAUACUAUGGAGCUACUAAGGAUUGUAAUGAAGGUCCAUCAUAUUCACCUGAUGUCUUUCAAGUUGAGAAACAUAAGAAAGACCCAGUUGCUCUACCAUACACCUUCCUGCCUUAUGCUGUACGAAACUGGUGUGUUAGGAUUUGGAAACCAUACAAGCUAGGUAGAACAUGGCCACGUUGUGUGAAAAUAAAGUACUCUACAAGACCUGAAGGAAAAUCGUUGACCUGGACAACGAAUCAAGACAGAAGACCUUGUGUGUUUUCCCCUGGUGCUUAUAUCAACAAUCGUUCCCUAAUGCCGUGUCAAGAACCUCCAGUAGCGAUGUCCACCUGGCAGGCCGCCAUUCAUGCCCCUAGAGGAUGCACAGUAUUGAUGAGCGGUAAUGAACUGAGGGUGCAGAACUCAGACGAUGGAGAUUAUGUAUCAUUUUUGUACGAGAUGAAUAUACCAUUGCCAUGUUCAACGUUAGCUCUUGCUAUUGGUUGGUUUGAAUGUCGUCAAACAACAACGGUUGCCCUGUCAUCCAUUAUACCGUGUCGUGUCUUUAGUGCAGAAAGUACUAUUGAUGACGUAUCUGAAGAGUUAUUACCUCGAUGUAAGAAGUAUGUUUCCGCUGCUUGUGAACUACUUGGAUCCUAUCCUUUUACCAGAAUGGAUUUGGUAAUAUUACCAAGAUGUUUUGCUUGUAUGGGAUUAAUGAGUCCAAAUAUGGCUUUUCUUUCUCAAUCUAUCUUGGCACGUGAUGGAACCAUGUGCACGCGUGUUGCUCAUGAAAUAUCACAUACAUGGUUUGGAUUAUUAAUUGGAGCAAAGGACUGGUCCGAAGAAUGGUUGAGUGAAGGUUUUGCAACUUAUAUGGAAGAAAGAAUACUUUGUAAAGUAGAAGGUUGGACAGGUGACGAAGAAUUGUUUUAUGUAGAGUUAUGUCAAAUUCUAAAACACAGGACAUUGCUUGCUGAAUUUCAACAUGCCGAUGAAAACAUGCAACGUCUUAGACCAAAGUUGCCGAGUGUCGUCACAGCCGCUGAAGCUGUUCGCCAGAGUAUGGAGAAAGAGAAAUGCCCUGAAAAGAAAAGUGCAGAUGAUAUUGUUCCUCACACCACCGUCACUAAUGGUCAAGUAUGUUCAAAGAAAUGGACACAAAUAUAUUAUCUCAAGGGAUAUUUUCUACUUCAUCACAUGUCAUCUUUGGUGGGUGUGGCGAACUUUGAUAAUUUUCUGAAAGAAUACGUCUUAAAAUAUGCUGGACAACUUGUUAAUUCAGAGGAGUUUUUUGAUUAUUUCGAAAGAAGGUUUACUUCUUUGAGGGAAGAGAAUAUAAAAGAUCAGUUAAUCAAAGAAUGGUUAGACCGGCAUGGCUUACCGAAGCAUGUCCCAAAGAAAAUUGGCAGUCCUGGUAAUUAUCUUAUUAACGAAGUAGAAAGUGAGUUCUCCUUCUGGAAGAAAACAGAUGCUGCUAAUAAGAGAAGAAAAACACAGCAUAUCAGAACUAAAAAGCCUAUAAAAGAUCAUCCUAAAGUGAACGGCCAGACUCAAUUGGUUGUUUUGCUGGAGAGAUUGCUAGAACGUGAUGCCAUGGCAAUUGCUACUCUUACCCAACUGGAUAACUGCUAUCAUUUUGCUGAUAAAAAUGCUGAGGUUCGACAUCGAUGGUGUGAACUGGUUGUUAAACACAGUUAUUACCCUGGUUAUCCUCAAGUUAAAAAAUUUCUGAUUGAAGAUCAAGGAAUGGGGAUUUACCUCUUUGGUGAACUACUUAUAUCACAGCAACCGAAACAGAAACAGUUGGUUUUGGAUGUUCUCUCUAUCAUUGAUGGCGAGAUGGAUCAAUGCACGUUGAAGACGGUUCAAGAUAUGUUGGAAGGAAGAGACUGACGAACAUACGUCUCGUCUUCCAUUAAACAAAGUCAUUAGAUUAUUUAUUAAAUAUUUUUAUUUGAUUCGAAUGCAAUUCUGUUGAAAUUUCCUUCCAUAGACGUUUUUAUAUGCACUUAGUAAAUUUUUCUAUUCCGCUUUUGGUAUUACUGAUAUUCAAGACGCAGAUUAUUUUUGUCCUUGCAUGUGUAAAAGCACGUGAUGUUUCCCCCAACCAUAUGGUGAAAGUAACAACGUAUAUAUCCUAUAACUCUAUAGCUAUGCUAAAUUUUCAAGAAUUCGUAGCCAAAAUUUAAAAAUAGCGAGAUAUCGAUGUUAAAAAAAGUAAGCCGGUUACGGUAAUGUUUACCCACCUCGCUAGGUGCAUGGUUAACUUUUUUCCACAUGUCGACAUUACGCUGUUUUUCCAGUUGCCCUCUGCGUUGUCCGUGCGCACGGCAACCAUGGUUGCACUAAACAGUGGCGUGGCAAGCCUGACGGUUUUCAGGCAAACUAUAUGUAAACUAUAAGUUAUUACAUUAUUUAUUCCUCUAGAGAUAAAUACGCUCAGUGAAAUACCCUUGUUGAUGUAAUAUAGAAUGCACUCCAAAAGGAAGAUGAUCUUCGCUGAAUUGAUG